Paramuricea clavata is the source of this 778-nucleotide messenger RNA. Lineage: Eukaryota; Metazoa; Cnidaria; Anthozoa; Malacalcyonacea; Plexauridae. The record is from the annotation of a GenBank genome assembly.
AUGAGUCAAAUGACAGUCUGGAACACAGUGUUGUCUUCGCAAGAUGUUUAUAAUCUAGCUGGGAGCUGUAUGAAUGCUAGAAAUGAUGCUGUAGUUAUAUCGUGGGCUGACUUUCUCCCUGGAUUUACUGGAGAUUAUAGGAAGACACCAAGGUCAAACGCUUGCCACUGUAAGUUGCCAAUGUCACAUGGAUUACUGGUGUGACUAAUUGCAUCUCACUAAAUCUACUGUAUUUUUAUAUGUUUGUGAUUUUGCUCUGAAUGUGUCCACAUCAGGCAAGCUGAAAAGUUUGCUUGACCGCGGUGGGAAUCGUGCCCGCGACCUUUGGUUCGCUAGUCUAAUAAUGGCUCUACCAACUGAGCUACGAGUAGCAGUAACAGUAGCUGUUACAAUUACCCAACUGUUGCAAAUACCAAGUCAUAUACGUUAUAGUAUAAGUAUACUCGCAAAAGAUCCACCUCAUGAUUAUUUUUUAAAGGUAGCUGUGAAAUUUAUUUUUUCUAUCUUUUAGUCUCUGCCACACUUCGUGGAUAUGACACAGUAUACAACGCCAUCCUCCCAUCCAACAACCACAGAACGUUGCACGGUGUCUCACCAGAUGAUUGUGGAAAGUCAUGUAACCAAGAAACUGGAUUUCAAUGUAGAUCGUUUGACUACCACAGUUCUUCACGGAAAUGUUAUCUAAGUAAAGCCUACCGUGAUACUGUUGCUGUCUCACACCCAGAUAAUACUGGAUAUGAUUACUAUGAGCUGAGUAAGUAUAAAUACUCCGAUUUAG